Molecule: messenger RNA, 228 nt
Organism: Linum tenue
Lineage: Eukaryota; Viridiplantae; Streptophyta; Magnoliopsida; Malpighiales; Linaceae
Source: the annotation of a GenBank genome assembly
AUGUUGGCUCGUCACAUUCAAAGCCUAAUGAAUUUCAGGUAUUUGGAUCUCUCGUGCAACGAUGAAAUGACCAGGCUUCCAAAAUUUAUCACCAUGCUUUUAAACUUGCUAGAGAUCAUAGUUUGUGCCUGCAAAAGCCUACAAGAGAUAUCAACAAACUUGUGUUAUCUGUUAAUUGAGGAAGUCCCUCUUGUAGUAGUAGUCGUGUUCUAUAAGGACACCGGGUGA